Messenger RNA from Oldenlandia corymbosa var. corymbosa, 1705 nucleotides. The record is from the annotation of a GenBank genome assembly. NCBI's taxonomy places the organism in Eukaryota, Viridiplantae, Streptophyta, Magnoliopsida, Gentianales, Rubiaceae.
AGAUAUGGCGAUGACUGUCGAAGGUACCAUACCCCCACUCUUUGUAUCUCUAAGGCGCUUACCCGCACUUUAUGAAGUUAAUUGCGAUCGGUGCCUGAGUUUUUUCUUUUUCUUUCUUUCUUCUUUUGUUCUUGUUAUUCAGUAGGAGUCAUAAAUUUUGUCUUCGGUCUAAGUUUAAAUGCGAUUUUCCGGAUUUGUAAUCAUACACUUUGACGGUUUCACAUUGAACACUUACUGUUUGUUCAGCUCCAUUCAUUUUUUAUUUUUUGAGAUCAUAUUGGCAGAAUUUUUGUACAUGCGAAUGAUUUCUGUUCAGCAUUUAGCUAAUUGUUGAUAAGAGCAAUCGAAUGUUUCCGAUUAAACGAUUGUUUGACUGUAGUUUGGUUGUCAUCGCUCUGAGGGCCGAGCUUUUUUAAUCCUAUUCAUUUUAGGGUAACAGCAUUUGAAGAAUCAUUUACUAAAUUUGUCCGUUUCUGCUUGUGUUGCUAUUUUUUCGUGAUUACUUUUGUGAUGACUUUCCACUCCAAUAUUCUCAUUUCCUUUAUCCUGUGAAAAUAAACUGAUGAUGUUAAUUUGAUUUGGUUUUUCUGAUGGUGCUUCCUGGGUGUUGCCAAUUGGUGCUGGCUCAAAUUGAUGCAGUGUAAGAAGAUGUAUACAUAUUGGAGUUUUUUUGUUGUGAGCAGAUUUUUCAGUUUGAUCUCUAAUGCAUAACUUGCAACUUUCAGGCUUGCUGGGCUUGCUUUUAUGUUCUCAUCUAGCAUCUUGUUACAAAUUCUGGCUUGUGCAAUAUACAGUAAUUGGUGGCCGCUGUUAUCAGCUCUCAUGUAUGUGGUAGUGCCUAUGCCUUGCCUGUUCUUUGGUGGUGGGUCCACUCAGUUCUUGACCAGCCGAGAUGGUGGAGGAUGGAUGGAUGCGGCAAAGUUCUUGACAGGGGCCUCAGCUGUGGGGAGCAUAGCCAUUCCAAUCAUCCUCAGGCAUGCAGGUUUGAUUGGAACGGGAGCUAUGUUCAUUGAAUUCACGUCGUUCUUUAUAUUUGUCUGCACUGUAUUGUGUUUCCAUCGGGCUAGCAUUGAGGAUGAAUGGGUGUAACCAAAGAUCUAGUUUUCCGAAGCUGCAUGCUGCUUCCUGCCAUGGCUACAACGAAUAACGCAGUUGAAAAUCAGAGAUGGCAUGAACGUUCCACCAUGUAUAGUUAGAGUAGACUGGUGUUGAUCAACCUGUGAUCUAUGUUCCAUGAUAUGCUAAUUUCAUUUGAUCUUUUAUCAGAUGUAUAAGUUUUCAACUCAUUAGUACGAAGAUCACAGAUAACUCUUACUAGGUAAUCAGGGCAACUGUAAGUCCCAACUCAAGUUGCCAGUUUGUGUUGUAUCAUAUUUAAUGUACCUUUGGAGCUGUCAUUUGAAUUAAUUGGAGAACAAUGCUCUAGCAGUGACAGACGCCCUGGUGCACCUGUGCCACUGCAGGGACGGGUAAACUAAAGAAUCAGUGGGGGGGUAUUCGACAGGUCACAACUCACAAGUGUGAAUGUGCGACCAAUAUCUUUUAAGAUGUUUCCCUGGUGUCUCUUUUCUUUAUAAUUAGUGUUUUCUAGUAAUAAAAGUGAAGAUCUUGUGAGAAAACGAAGGUCGAGUGUGUGUGUGUGUGUGUGUGUGUGGCCCUUGAUUGCUUGGUAGCCUAAUGGGGGGACAGGUUUCCAUGGACACGU